AUGAUCGGUUUGAAGCGCCCGUCUCGACUCUUCCUCGGAUCCGCCACAAAGAUCUCAAGGAAUUACAAACAGUUGUCGUUUCCAAGAAGCAUGGCUCAUACCUCAUUUCCCGCGGACCUCCCCAAGCCAGAGGAUGAUGGCGCGGCCAAUCAUCUCACAAACAUGAGCAUUCCAUCGUUCUCUUUACCCGCGACGAAUGGCAAGUCAGUCGAUCUUUCCGCUCUAUCUGACUUGUCGGUCGUGUUCUGCUAUCCCCGAACUGGUGCUCCUGGUGAGACGAUCACAGAUGACUGGAAUGCCAUUCCUGGCGCUAGAGGAUGCACUCCCCAGGCAUGCUCAUUCCGAGAUGCUGCAGCAGAACUUCGUGGCCUUGGUGUCACGCAUAUAUACGGUGCCAGUACGCAAGAUACCCCAUAUCAGCAAGAAGCAAAAGAAAGAAAUCAUCUACCGUUCGAGCUGCUUAGCGAUGAGUCGCUGAGGAUGGUCAAGGCACUGCGCUUGCCGACAUUCGAGUGGAAGGAAGUAACGCUCAUUAAGCGCAUGUCGAUGGUCAUCAAAGAUGGCAAAAUUGUGAAAGUGUUCUACCCAGUAUUCCCGCCAGACCAGAGUGCGAAUGAGGUCAAAAAGUGGCUGCAGACAGCGAAGGAGUCUGCUUGA
This is a messenger RNA of Ramularia collo-cygni, 657 nucleotides long. RefSeq lists its product as uncharacterized. Gene Ontology annotation, molecular function: thioredoxin peroxidase activity. The coding region runs from base 1 to 657 and encodes 218 amino acids. The transcript is spliced from 4 exons. The record is from RefSeq and is a predicted model, not a curated record. Lineage: Eukaryota; Fungi; Ascomycota; Dothideomycetes; Mycosphaerellales; Mycosphaerellaceae. Gene Ontology annotation, cellular component: cytoplasm. Gene Ontology annotation, biological process: cellular response to oxidative stress; cell redox homeostasis.